AAAACAAUAAAAAUAUUAUCUAUUAUGUAUUUUACUACUUUGUGUUUGUAGUUGGUCGUUCCAGUGAAAUUCUUAGUUACAGCCACGAAUUAAGAUAUACAUAUUAAUUAAUUUUCUGUAAUCCGUAUUGCACCAAACUGCAUUUUAUUAAUUGAUUAUACAUUUCAUUCAAUCAAAUCAUAACAGUUCUUUUACAAUGUUGACUCCAAAUUUUGAAUUGGAUCAAACCAAUGACUAUUUAAUCCUAAAGAUUAAAGCUAGAUUUGCUAAUAUCAACGAUACAGAAAUUGAUGUUGAUGGUACACAAGUUACAUUUUAUUCCUCUCCAUAUUAUUUACGUCUUCAUCUACCCGGCGAAGUGGCAGAAACUGAUUCUUCAUCUGGAUUUUAUGACUGGGAUACAUCUAUUUUUACUUUUCAAUUAAAUAAAGUAAAUCCAGGAGAGCACUUCCCAGAUUUAAAUCUUAUUAACAAAUUUCUAGCGCCAAAAAAAACUCCUCAAACAAUCAAGCCGUCAAUUGAAGUUCUUAAGGAAAAUGUUCAAGGUGACAAUAAAGAUGAUGAUGACGACGACAAUAACGAUGGCAAUGAAGAUAUAGAUUGUAACUUUUUACAAGAACCUAUAUUAGACAAAAAUAAUAUAUGUGUAAAAUAUGGAUUUGGCAACCAAACUCAAGAUGGAUUUAAUCAUUUUAAUCGUGAAUUUUUUGAAAUUAUUGAGAUUAGUGGUCUUGACAGUAUGAAUUUUGAACAAAGAAAAUCGUCACAAGCUGGGACAGAAUUUUUAGAUUUUUGUGAGGAUCAUUACAUGGCGGAUUUGAUGACGGAACCAGAUGGUUUCAAAGAUAUAUUAAACUUUAAGCCAUUUUGGUAUAACACAAUGCCAUUUACAUUAAAUGAUUCUCAAAAAAAUAUUUUAAAAUCACUUGGUAAUAAAGAAUACUUAUUGAGUAAAGAUGAUAUAAAAUCUACCUUAUUGUCAUUGGUAGAUAUCAUUUAUGCGUAUUGUUUUUGUAUUCGAACAAAUUUGGGUGAAGAAAAUACUGAAUCACCAUGGUUAAUCAACAAACUCUCAUCUACUCUUUCAUGGUUUCGUAUUUUUGAAACGUUUAAUGAAACCAUUAUAGCGUGCAUCAGACGAGGUGUGUGUUAUCCUCUAUACAGACGAUGGGAUUUAAGCAUUUUAGUGCUCUCUGAUGUUCGUAAGGUAUUUGAAAACGGAUGUGUUUGUUUACUCACGUGUUUGUUGGAUAUUCACGAGUUAUUUAACUCGAGUGAACCCAGAUAUGUAUUGAACCAACUAUAUAUUAAAGACUAUUGUAUUUGGAUUCAACAAUUGAAGAGUACACAUUUUGAAACCAUCGUCAAACUCUUUGAUAAAAAUAAAAUCGUCAAAAAGCAAGUGGGAUUUGAUUUAGAAGUAUUGGAAGUUGCUGCAAUGAGCGUAGAAGAAGACGUGGCCAGUUUAGAACGUGCAGAAAAAAGUAAUAGUAUUGUAUCUAAAUUACAAAAAUUACAAAUUUCAUCGGAGAGUAGUUUAGAUUCUGAUGACGACGAGGAAGAAUCUGCAAAAUAAUAUUUUAUUUUUAUCAUUUUGAGCCACGUAUUAAUAUUAAUGUCUAUAAAUAAUCAUUAUAUAAUUAAUUUUAUAUUUUCAAAAAUUAUAAAUUUCAAGUUCAAAGAAGAGUUAAGAUUCUGAUAACGACGAAGUUUUCAGAAUAAAAUUUUUUAUUUUUAUUAUUUUAUAUUCCGAGUAUUAAUAUUAAUGUAUAUUAAUAAUAAUUGUGUAAAUAAUUUCAUUUAUUUUAUACUUGCAAAAAUUACAAAUUUCAAGCUUGAACCACUCGGAAAGUAGUUUAGAUUCUAAUGACAACAAAGAAGAAUCUUCAGAAUAACAUUUUUUUCUCUCAUUUUGUACCAAUUAUUAAUAUUUAUGUUUACAAAUAAUAAUUAUAUAAUUAUUUCAUUUA
Molecule: messenger RNA, 1970 nt
Organism: Rhopalosiphum maidis (corn leaf aphid)
Lineage: Eukaryota; Metazoa; Arthropoda; Insecta; Hemiptera; Aphididae
Product: protein SHQ1 homolog
Exons: 2
Coding region: 197-1576 (459 amino acids)
Biological process (GO): box H/ACA snoRNP assembly
Cellular component (GO): cytoplasm; nucleoplasm
Source: RefSeq, a predicted model, not a curated record